GGACUGUGAUCUCACCAUAUAUAUAUAUACACAAACAUACUCACCAUUUCUAUCAGCCGCCAAAUCCAUUAAUUCAUGCAUGCAACAUCACCAACAAAAUACGAAUAAAAAAUCGAACAACAAAAUGUACAAGGCCACCUCCUCCUCCGCCGCCAACUCCGCCGCGGCCGAUGCGGCCGCGGCGGAGCAGAAGUACAAGGGCGUGCGGAAGCGGAAGUGGGGGAAGUACGUGUCCGAGAUACGCCUCCCCAACAGCCGGGAGCGCAUCUGGCUCGGCUCCUACGACACGGCGGAGAAGGCGGCGCGGGCCUUCGACGCCGCCCUCUUCUGCCUCCGCGGCCCGAGCGCGAAGCUCAACUUCCCCGGCGACCCCCCCAACAUCUCCGGCUGGCAGGCCCUCACCCCCGCCGAGAUACAGGCCGUGGCGCAGCACUACGGCAACACCUACUCCCCGCCGACGCCGCCGCCGCCGCCGCGGGCCCCGGAGUUGGACGACGGCGCGUCGCCGUCGUCCAACUCCGAGGGGGCCGAGCCCGCGGACUCGAUCGACUGGUCGUUCCUGGACGUGCUGGACUCGGACGCCGCCGCGAAUGCGGGCCGUGUUUCCGACUUCGGGCUCUUUCACGAGCCCGUCGACAUGUACAUGCCGCCGCAUCUCCCGGAGAGAGGCGGCCACGACGAAGACGACGACGACGAUGGAAAUGGUGGCAAUGUGGCAUCAUCUUUUCUCUGGAAUUUCUGACCAUCAUAGAAUUUAAUCAAGUAAGCUUUUAGUAUAAUAAUUAAUUAUCUAAAAACAGGGAUUAGGUAAUUAAUUAACUAAGAUUAAUUGUCACGCUUUCCGGUUAUAUAUAAUAUAUAUAUAUAUACUAUAUUUUUUUUGCCGGGAGUCAAGAUGGGAUUUGUUUAUGAUUACCCAUUUAUGGUGUUGUUUAAGAUAGCUAGUGCAAUUUCCCUAUAUAAUUAAUUUCUAUUCCCUGAUAGAUAUAUAUGUAUUUUUUUUAUAGAGUGGAGUGUUGUUGUAAUAAUAAGAUGCUGUUCCUAUACAUACUGUAUCAAUGAAUAUAACAAUAAAAUUGCUGAUUAUCUUUUUAA
This is a messenger RNA of Salvia miltiorrhiza (redroot sage), 1095 nucleotides long. RefSeq names its product ethylene-responsive transcription factor ERF017-like. The coding region runs from base 80 to 742 and encodes 220 amino acids. The record is from RefSeq and is a predicted model, not a curated record. Gene Ontology annotation, biological process: regulation of DNA-templated transcription. Gene Ontology annotation, molecular function: DNA-binding transcription factor activity; DNA binding. NCBI's taxonomy places the organism in Eukaryota, Viridiplantae, Streptophyta, Magnoliopsida, Lamiales, Lamiaceae. The transcript has a single exon.